AUGAAGGAAGUUUUUAAAGUCACGCAAGCAAUGAACAAUAAUGCUGUAUUUGCAAUUAAUUUAAAAAGAGAGGAAGUGAUUUUAGUUAAAGAAGGCAUAGGAUUUAAGUGUAAAAACAAGAUUGUAGUUGCCUCAAACGAUAUUCAGGUUUUUUCACCGCAAACGGCGCUUGAAAAAGAUAGAACAAUUGGACUGGCUAAGCAAAAAUUACAUUUAAAAUUUUCAAAUGGUUUAAUUUUCACUUUGGCAGAUCAUAUUAGCUUUGCGGUUGAAAGGUAUCGAAAUAAUGAAAAUAUUGAUUAUCUUGAUAAUGAAGAAAUUAAGCAAUUCUUUCCUGAAAUCUAUAAAUUUAGUCAAAAAACAGUCAAAACAAUUAACAAAAGGUUUGAUGUUGCUUUAAAAGAAAGUGAAGCAGUGAUAACUUCGGAAAUAAUGCACAUUAUUGAAAAUGAUUAUGAAGAAAAAAUUGAUCGUAAAUCAAUUAGCUAUUCAAGAAUGAUUGUUCAUAUCAGAUAUCUGGUCUCUAGUAUUCUACAAAAAGAUUUGGUUAAAAAUGAGGUAAUCAAGAAUAAGCAACUGGAACACUACCCUGAUAAAGCACAGACGGAAAAGAUUAAAAAGGUGCGCGGUGUGUUGGGCGCAUUAUAUAAAAUGGGUCAGUAUCAAAUUGUUUUAGGUGAAAAUGUAGGAGUAGUUUUUGACUUUAUUGCUAAAAACUAUGGAAUUAAAAGUGAAGAACUACAAGGUGUUGAUCAAGAAGCU
This is a messenger RNA of Apis florea (little honeybee), 762 nucleotides long. RefSeq names its product protein GlcT-like. The record is from RefSeq and is a predicted model, not a curated record. Lineage: Eukaryota; Metazoa; Arthropoda; Insecta; Hymenoptera; Apidae.